AUGAUUGUUGAAGAUGAACGUGCAACAUAUGGUGGAAAUUUUGAUUUUUCUUAUGAUCAUUUGAGUAAUGAUGCGACAAUAUUGUCGAAUGAUUCUAGUAUUGAUUUUAAAGAGUUCCUACGUAGAAGAUUUGAUAUUCGUGAUAAACAAAUUCAUCGACAACUUCAACAAGACUUGAUAGAACAUAUAAGGCAACGUUAUGGACACGAGGAUAACAACAAUUAA
Molecule: messenger RNA, 225 nt
Organism: Lathyrus sativus (Indian pea)
Lineage: Eukaryota; Viridiplantae; Streptophyta; Magnoliopsida; Fabales; Fabaceae
Source: the annotation of a GenBank genome assembly